CCGCCGCGCCGCCCCCUCCCCCGCGCAGCCCACCUCUGCAGGUGGGGGGCCGGCGGGCGCGCAGAGCCGGGUCCCCGCGGCGGAGGGGCGGGGCGAGGGGCCCGGGGCUCCCGGGCCUCCCCAGAACACGACUCCCGCAAGCCCUUCUGGAACCCAUUAAGCAGCUGGGGCCUCGAGCGCGGACACACAGCGCGUCCUGCUGGAGCCUCCCGCCGGGACGGGGCCUCGCUGGGCAGCUCGGCGGCCCGCCGCCGCCGCACCCCGGAGACGCGGGGGAAGGAGGCUGUGCUGGGCUCCGGAGCGGCCCGCAACCCUUCCCAGCCUGCCGAGGCGGGAGGCGGCUCCAAAGUUUCUUUGUCUUCACCCUCCAGGGAAGAUGGCGAGUGCCCUUCCUCGCCUCUUAGAGAGAAGCGCUGAGUGCGGCCGGGUCGCCGGAAGCCCUGAUCGUUCCCAGGGUCUCGUUAGGCCUUGAGGGGUCAGGGCUCGGCCCGCUCGCUGCUUAUGUCAGGGGAGCGCCCGGCCUUCGCUCCGCUCUCCGGGAAUUUCUCCUAACGCGCAGGCUGCAGGCUCUGGGUAGACCGACUGCCUGCUCCAGCGGGCGUUCGGGGUUACAGACCGGGGUGUGGGCUGACGUGUGCUCUUGGCACGCGGGGGUGUUGGCACGAGAUUCUCAUUGGAGAAACUGAGGCCCAGAGUGUCUGGUCCGUAGCAGGAGUUGUGCUCAGUUCAGGGAGAGGCUGCUUCAAGCCCAGCUCUGCCCCACGGACUGAAGGAGGACAGACUCGGAGAGACCCUAACCCCUGCUGGUAAGGGUCCACGCCCCCAGGAGGGCUCUGGGGCGCACGCUGGUGCGGUGGGUCCCGCUCUGGGCCCGCUGCUCCUGGUGUGUCAGAGAGAGCCCCUCCCGCGGCAGGCUGUGGGAAGGUGAGCAACAGCCUUCCAGCUUCUCUCCCGGCAGAACGGGCUCCCAGGGGUGACGACGUGGGGUGAGGCUUCAGGAAAAAAGCAGCUGUCGUGCUGUUUGAUGAAGGCGGGUGCGCGCGGGUGCUCUGCGAAGCCGACCUGGAUUGCUGGGGGCGCCGCGCCUCCUGUGUUCACCCCCGAGGGUGUUCGACUUCCCGGGACUGUCGGGCUCAAAUGUCCUUAACUUGUCUUUGUGACCUAGAACUUGUGGAGUCUUGCCAGCUGGGGUCUUGUAGGUACCGUGCGUUGGAAGUUGGGGGGUGGGGUCGCUGUCGGAAGGUGGACCACGGACGUGGUGGCGUGGAUGGUGUGCGGGGCCGGGCCGGUGGUGGAACGCCUGAGAGCCCCCGUGGAGAGGAUGGAGGGAAGGCCCUUGGCCGACGAGAAGCUGACCCCUCUUUCUCUCAACUCCCAAGUGCGGUCUUUUGGCACUGAAGACCGUCCCACAGACAGGCCGGCCCCCCCCAGAGAGGAGAUCUAUGAGUACAUCAUCUUCCGGGGAAGCGACAUCAAAGACAUCACUGUGUGCGAACCUCCGAAAGCUCCGCGCGCGCUCCCGCAGGACCCCGCCAUCGUUCAAUCUUCCCUGGGCUCGGGCUCGGCCUCCUCCUUCCAGCCACACGUGCCUUACAGCCCCUUCAGAGGAAUGCCGCCCUACAGCCAGCUGGCUGCCAGCUCUCUGCUUAGCCAGCAGUACGCCGCUUCCCUGGGUCUAGAGAAGCUGGUGAGCCCUCCAGCCUCGGCCGCAGCUUCCAGCCCUAGUUCUUCUCCAUCUCCACAGCCCGCCUCAGAGCUUGACAUGUCCUCAGAACCACAUCAGCUCACUUCCAAGGGAGCCGGUUUUCCAUCCGUCCCAGUCGGCAAGAGCCCCAUGGUGGAGCAGGCUGUGCAGACUGGUUCUGUUGAUAACCUGAACGCCAAAAAGCUGUUACCCGGCAAGGGCCCCGCGGGGGUGCAGCUCGGCGGGCGGCCCGCGCAGCCCGGCGGCAAGAGCGGCAGCGAUGUAGCUCAGCCGGCCGCUGUGCCAAGUCAAGGGCAGGUGAAUGACGAGAACAGAAGGCCUCAGAGGAGGAGAUCAGGGAACAGACGAACGAGGAACCGCUCCAGGGGGCAGCACCGCCCGACUGCCGUCAAGGAAAACACAAUCAAGUUUGAAGGCGACUUUGACUUUGAGAGCGCCAACGCCCAGUUCAACAGGGAGGAGCUGGAUAAAGAGUUUAAGAAGAAACUGAAUUUUAAAGAUGACAAUGCUGAGAAGGGGGACGAGAAGGACUCGGCAGUGGUGACCCAGAGUGACGAGGCUCCCGCUGAGGAAGACCACCUGGGGCCCAACUGCUACUAUGACAAGUCCAAGUCCUUCUUCGACAACAUCUCCUCUGAGCUCAAGACCAGUUCCAGGCGGACUACGUGGGCUGAGGAGCGGAAGCUCAACACAGAGACCUUUGGGGUGUCGGGAAGGUUUCUUCGUGGCCGUAGCUUCAGGGGUGGAUUUCGAGGGGGCAGGGGCAACGGUACAACCCGGCGCAACCCAACUUCCCACAGAGCUGGGACUGGCAGGGUGUGAGGAUGCCGCCUGCGGCGCCUGUGGAAGUCGCACAGAAACAACGCUAUGUCUGAGGAUGUUGGAAACGCUGCACUUAUCGGGGACACGGGGGUCACUUUGUUUAUGGAGUUUGGAAAAUUCCCGUACUACUACUUGUGUUUUGAACUUAAUUGAACUUGGACAUGGUCUGAGUUAGAACCACUUGUUUUGGGGGAAGUAUCCGUGGGUGACCUCUUAGAGGUAUUUUGGCCUGUUUUUUCUCUUUAGUUGCACACAGCCUGAUUCUAAGGUUCUGGUAUUUUGGAGAAAGGUUUUAGAGCAAAAGCUUGAUCCUUAUUUUGUGACUUUUCUUUGUGACAGCUUUGAUUUUUUUCGAACGGAACCAAAUCCCAUUUGGCAAAUGUGGCAGCCAAGUGUGUAUCUCUAUAACCCAACUGGUCUCUGGUGCUGCUGGCCUGGCACCCCCAUGGCCACAGGUGGGGGGUCUCAGGAGCCACGCGGGGCCAGCAUGGGAGCGUGUGGGGGUGGGUGGGCGUUAGGGCAGGGAGAGUGGGGUGUCCCACGGAUCAUGUUGUAUAAGCAAACCAGACAGCCCUUACAUCCAGAGUGGCGAUGUCAAGGUUUAGAGCUGGUGGGUUGGGGCAGGGGGGGUGGUGCAGGGAAGAAGGGGGAGUCCUGGAGGCUUAGGAAGGGGUCCUGAACUUAAGCUAGGAACUGUUGCUCGGAGCCUGGCUUCCAUAGGAAUCGGGGAUGGGGGCCAAAGCCCAGGGACCUGUGGGGUCCCUGUCCUUCCUGCCCCAUCCCUGCCAUCCCCAGACCCAGGCUGGUCAGUAUUGGACUCUGGCCACUGUUCAGUGUCUCAUCCCCUUGGAAAUGAGCCAGUCUUUUUUGCAAGGUCGGUUGACCUAAAACAUUAUUUCUCCUCAAUUGUAAAUAGUUGCGUUUUUGUUUUACGGUGGGUGGAGGGUGGGUGGGGAACAUAAAUUCGUUGCAUGAGUAAAUGGGUCAGACCUGUAGUGUGAGCAUGCGCCCUUCUGCCGGAGAGGGCACUGUGUUGAACAUAAGCACCUUGGUAACUAAACCCCCUUAAAUAGCUGCAAAGGUUUUAGUUCUGUAUUGAUUCAGUUACUGUAAAAGCUUGGGUUUAUUUUUGUAGGACUUAAUGGCUAAGAGUUAGAACAUAGCAAUGGGCUGCUCUGUUGGAGUAAUGUAAAUUGUAAUUAUAAAUAAACAUGCAAACCUUUA
Molecule: messenger RNA, 3751 nt
Organism: Enhydra lutris kenyoni (northern sea otter)
Lineage: Eukaryota; Metazoa; Chordata; Mammalia; Carnivora; Mustelidae
Product: LSM family member 14B
Exons: 9
Coding region: 1268-2527 (419 amino acids)
Molecular function (GO): mRNA binding
Source: RefSeq, a predicted model, not a curated record